Messenger RNA from Lemur catta (Ring-tailed lemur), 962 nucleotides. Its product is annotated as IQ domain-containing protein F1-like. Gene Ontology annotation, biological process: positive regulation of acrosome reaction. Lineage: Eukaryota; Metazoa; Chordata; Mammalia; Primates; Lemuridae. Bases 1 to 951 code for a protein of 316 amino acids. The transcript is spliced from 6 exons. Gene Ontology annotation, molecular function: calmodulin binding. The record is from RefSeq and is a predicted model, not a curated record. Gene Ontology annotation, cellular component: acrosomal vesicle.
AUGCGACCUGCACCACCCACGGUGGGGCAGCACCGGGAAGGAGUGAGGUUCUCAGUGCUGAAUUUCACCUUCCCCAGUGAGAACCACUGGGGAUCAGGUGAGGAUCACUUUGGAGGCAUGAAAGGGGCCAUGUGGUUUCUCAAGGUGCAGAAUCCACCUAGUGAACCCCUGGGUCCUGCAGGGCAGGCAGCUGUGUCAGGGUCUGCAUAUGAGGGUCACUUAUCUGGGGGUGAGGGUGGAGCUGCCACAGAAGAAAUGCCCCAGGCAGGGGCCGGUGGGAGGGGCCACCUUAGCACAGCCCACUCCCAGGAGACCCGCUCACCCCCUCUGCGGGCUGAGAAGCAACAGAAUGAAAGUAAAAAUAACACCCCCCAAAAAGAUGAGCCUCAGAAGAAAGAGAAGCCGACCUCAGCACCACUAACCCCAGAGGCGAGGACAGAGGCUAAAACUCUGGCUCUGAUUGAGAAACUGAAAGAGGAGCAGGCUAACAGGAAAGCCAUAAAGCCCCCAGAAAACGAAAAGAAGGUCUUUGACAAAGGUACAGCAGUCAUAACUAUCCAGGCCUGGUGGCGGGGCACACUGGUACGUCGGGUGCUGCUGCAUGCAGCCCUCAGGGCCUGGAGCAUUCAGUGCUGGUGGCGGCUGAUGCUGUCCAAGCUUCUGAGGAAGAGGCGGCGGGCGGUGCUAGAGUCCUUUUCACGGGAGGAGUGGGCAGCAGUCACACUGCAGUCCUGGGCCCGCAUGUGGCGUGUCCGCUGGCGCUACUGCCAGGUGCUCAACGCUGUCCGCAUCAUCCAGGCCUACUGGAGGUGCCACUCCUGUGCUUCCCGGGGUCUCAUCAAGGGCCAGUACAGAGUCACAGCCAGCCAGCUGCAACUCCAGCUGGAGAUCUUGCUGGGCUCUGGGCCUUGCACUGUGACGGAGUGUAUUCCCCUCCCAAUAAAGGACUGAAGUGGUCUUUU